This is a messenger RNA of Chrysemys picta bellii (western painted turtle), 3441 nucleotides long. Its product is annotated as acyl-CoA desaturase-like. The record is from RefSeq and is a predicted model, not a curated record. Gene Ontology annotation, cellular component: endoplasmic reticulum membrane. Gene Ontology annotation, biological process: unsaturated fatty acid biosynthetic process; response to fatty acid; monounsaturated fatty acid biosynthetic process. Gene Ontology annotation, molecular function: palmitoyl-CoA 9-desaturase activity; stearoyl-CoA 9-desaturase activity; iron ion binding. NCBI's taxonomy places the organism in Eukaryota, Metazoa, Chordata, Testudines, Emydidae.
CGCCCCCCGUGUCAGCCCCGGAGGCGGUGCAGCGCAGCGCCUGAUCCGCAGAACGCAUCUAUCAGCGCGGCUCCUGCAGAGGCGAUCAGAGCGCGCUGCGAGCAAACCCAGACAGGUUUCUCUUCGGAUGGCUGCGCGUUUGCUUCGGGAGGAGAAGCUCUCCAAGGAUCUCCCCUCCUUCACCACCACUGCUACCACCAGAGCGACUAGGAAUGGGGGAGCAGGCAUUGAGAAGGCCCUGUCCAACCAAGAGGACUUGGGAGGAGACCGGGGCAUGACAGACGAUAUCUUUGACGAGAGCUACUGUGAGAAGGAGGGCCCCAAGCCUGCCAGGAGAUACGUCUGGAGGAACAUCAUCCUCAUGAGCCUGCUGCAUUUAGGGGCCUUGUACGGUUUGUGGCUGAUACCUGCAGCAAAGCCUGUCACCUUGGUAUGGGGGUUCCUGUGUUUCCUGCUGAGUGCUCUGGGGAUAACAGCAGGAGCGCAUCGCAUCUGGAGCCAUCGGUCCUACAAAGCCAGCUUGCCCCUCAGGAUCUUUCUGGCCAUAGCCAACUCCAUGGCUUUUCAGAAUGACAUCUACGAGUGGGCCCGAGAUCACCGCGUCCACCACAAGUUCUCCGAGACUGAUGCGGACCCUCAUAAUGCCACGCGGGGCUUCUUCUUCUCCCAUGUUGGCUGGCUGCUGGUGCGCAAACACCCCGAUGUCAUUGAGAAGGGCCGGAAGCUGGACAUGGCUGACCUGAAGGCCGACAAAGUGGUGAUGUUCCAGAGGAGGUUUUACAAGCUUUCUGUGGUGGCCAUGUGCUUCCUGUUCCCAACCCUAGUGCCCUGGUGCUUCUGGGGGGAAUCUCUUCGCAACAGCUUCUUCCUCCCCGCCAUCCUGCGCUACGUGCUGGUGCUCAACGCCACCUGGCUUGUGAACAGUGCUGCACAUAUGUUUGGCAACCGGCCCUAUGAUCGAAACAUCAACCCCCGGGAGAACCGCUUGGUCACAUUUGGAGCCUUAGGCGAAGGCUUCCACAAUUACCACCACACCUUCCCCUACGAUUACUCCACCAGCGAGUUCGGCUGGCACUACAACUUCACCACAGCCUUCAUUGAUCUCAUGUGCCUCCUGGGGCUGGCCAGCGAUCGCAAGAAGGUCUCCAAGGAGACCAUCCUGGCUCGGAAAAUUCGGACUGGUGAUGGGAGCCACAAUGGCUGAGGGCCCAUUUUUCCCUCCAUGUUUUAUUUCCCCCCAAGCGAGCUGGGCACAGGGUUUUAUGUUCUAGUUACUAACCAUUGAAUAAUGCUACCAGGUUGCUUCAGAUGAUGAUGAUUUUAACCCCCUCCUGCACAAUGUAUUUUAAAUGAUGUAUUUAAGACCUAUAACUUUUGUCUCUCUAACGCUCAGCCCUCCCUCUCCUCUCUUUCUUCUUUUUGUUCUUUUGUCUCUCUCUGGCAAGAUCUCUCUCUUUCCCUCUAACCCCUCCAUGCUUCAUUCUCUCCUUGGCAGGGAGCUGGUUGAAAGCCUGUCCAGGGCAGAUCAUGCCACUGGCUGAAGAGUUGAGCCAAAGUCAGGGACUCUUUCCCUAGAAAUCCCCCUUUCCUGCCUCUGGCUCUCCUGCCCUCCCAGGGCUGCUGAUUCAGGGCAGACAAAGUGGCAACUGAUAUGGCCACAUCCAAGUAAAUUGAUCCUGUGCGUGACCAGCUAGAAAGCGGGGAUGAUGCUAUGUUAAAGACCCAGGGGAGCCUCGUGUCUGUGCAGAUGGGCUUCCUGCAGCCAAUUAACAAGUACCUGAUAGAAACCGACACCAAAGCAGGGACACUGAGAGGGUUAAAGCAUGAGAAAGUUACAGGGUCCCAGCCCAGUGCUCUGUGUGACCUCUUCCCAGCACAGCCCUUCUGAAGCCAGGAGGUGGAGUCACGGCUACUGGGCAGAUCCAGGCUGGAGAUGGGACUGAAUUGCCCCACUGUGCUGGGGGCAGGAAAGCAUGUCAUGUGGCCCGUGAUCCGCUCCCAGCCCCUUCCAAAGCAAAUCAGAGAUGUCCUGGGGCCAGUGACUGCCUGUUGCACACACUGCAGUGGGAAGUGCUGGUGCAGCCAUUGCUGAUGGCGGCCGUUCCCGUAACUCCCCCAGACACACGGUGCUGGCUGCUGGGCCAUGUGUAAUUCAUCCCCUGGAGACAGGGCCUUUGCUCUGGCGAGGGGGGUCCGCUGCACAGCGCCGCGGCCUGGGCACGGAAGGGGCCUGUUUCACUCCUUGGCAGCACUGACAGCGGAGGCUAAUGCCAGGCUGACUGCGCUGUCUGAGGCCUCAAGACAUUGGGGGGAAGGGUUAAAACCCUUGUGCGUUUCACCCCAUAGCACUUACAGAUGCCGCGCACAGGCGUGGCAGGGUGAGUCCCCAUUCCCAUCAGCCACUCGCCAGAUAGUGCUGUGGUGCUGGGUGAAAGCUAGCGAGGUGCCCAGGCUGCUGGAUCCUGGGGCAGAGCUGGGAAAGGCUGGACGGGGGUGGAGGAAUGAUGCUGAGAUGCUCCUUCCCCCUUCCCAGCUGUGCUGCGUAUCCUCAAGGGCAGGGUCCAGCCUUCCCACGUAGGCCAAGGUGAGCACAGCACUGCUGAUGUCUUGCUGCGGUCGCAAAGCUCUGGCUGUCAGCCAAGAAGUCGUCCCUGGCCUUGUUCCUGUACAUUGCUGUGACCAGAACUGUCCAGCUUUGCAAUGCAGCCUGCCCUUUAACUGAGCUAGCGAGAUGAACAGGCUCAGGAGCGGGCCACCAGCAGAUAAACCAGUCGGGAAGCUUUUAAUUCCUGGGCUCUAUACCCGGGAGGUGGAUGGCUGGGUGGGAUUCCCCACCGCUGAGAUUUAUAACUGCUCAUAGGGUGGCUGUGGAUAGUUUUAUCCAACCGGAUACAAAGAAACCUGCAUGUCAUAAUCCUGGGCCAGGUCCAUCCCUGGUCCAAACCCCACUGACUGGAGUCUACACCCUGGGUGAAUUUGGCCUCCCCCAAUAGUUCUUCCCUCACCUCAUCAUCUGGACAUGUUGUGUGAUGCAACCUACUGUUCAGAUACAUGACACAACAUGCUACGGCAUCCACCAUCCUCUCAGGAGAAAAGCAAGGGGUUGAUCUGGACGUUGCCUCUAGAUCCCAAGAGUAUUGAUCACAUCCAAAAAUCCUGACACAGUGGGGAAGCGGAGUAGAAGUAACCAAACAGCGCCGGUGUUUGCCCAGUCACUUUGUCAGUAAAUUGGCAUACAUCUCUGGGUGCCUUAAGUCUUUCUUUAAUACACAUAGGAGUAUUGACAGCUAUUUGCAGGAUGUUUUUCUUUCUAUGAUGAAUUAUGGAAAUUUGAUUAUUAAUUAUUUAUUUACCACUAUCAAAUUGUGGGUGCAGGUGAUUUUGAAUGUAUUGAGUUAGAAUUUGUUAGAUUAAGGAACAGAUGCAUCAUUUUAAAUAGAA